Messenger RNA from Perognathus longimembris pacificus (Pacific pocket mouse), 3478 nucleotides. RefSeq names its product dermatan sulfate epimerase (gene Dse). Lineage: Eukaryota; Metazoa; Chordata; Mammalia; Rodentia; Heteromyidae. The coding region runs from base 554 to 3445 and encodes 963 amino acids. The record is from RefSeq and is a predicted model, not a curated record. The transcript is spliced from 7 exons. Gene Ontology annotation, molecular function: chondroitin-glucuronate 5-epimerase activity.
UGUGCGCGGAGCACGCGGAGUCCCGGGAGAGGAGACAGAGCGGGGCGGGCCCGAGGUCGGGGUUUGGCCGGGGGAGGGGAUCCCGGUUUCCCCCUCCCCAUCCUCGCCUCCCCACAUUCUGGUGACGUUGCGGUUUCCUCCCCCUCCUCCCUCCAGCGGAGUCCCAGCGCCCGCCCUCCGCCCUAUGUGCCCACCCUCCGCCCUCCCGCCCUCCCGCGAGCGACCUCACAGCGCCGCCGAGGCUGCAGCGGCGCAUCCCGGGGCGCGGCGCCCACCAGCACCCAUGGCGCGGCUGGAGAGCUAAGGACUCGGCUCCGAGGGGCCCGGGGGGCGCCCGGGCGCCCUGAGGUGACGGGGAAGGGAAGGGGCUGGAGCCGGGGCCGAGGCUGAGGGAAGAGGCGCCGCCGCCGGGAAGACGGAGCCGCGGCGGGGAGCGCCUGACAUACUCUGACCUCUUUGCAUUUUGGGUUGAAGAAAAGGAUAUGAAGAUAAAUUCAAAGGAUCUUUUGAAGAUGGUUUGGCUGCCUGGGAGGUUUGGAGAUCUGAUGCCACGAUGAGGACUCACACAAGGGGAGCUCCCAGUGUGUUUUUCAUACAUUUUCUUUGCUUCGUGUCAGCCUAUGUCUCAGAUGAGAAUCCAGAAGUCAUGAUUCCCUUCACAAACGCCAACUAUGAAAGCCACCCUAUGCUGUACUUCUCCAGGGCUGAGGUGGAGGAGCUGCAGCUCAGGGCCUCGAGCUCGCAUGAGCACAUCGCAGCCCGACUCACCGAGGCUGUGCACACCAUGCUGUCCAGCCCUUUGGAGUACCUCCCUCCCUGGGAUCCCAAGGACUACAGUGCCCGCUGGAAUGAAAUCUAUGGGAACAACCUGGGGGCCUUGGCAAUGUUCUGUGUACUGUUUCCCGACAACAUCGAAGCCCGCGACAUGGCCAAGGACUACAUGGAGAGGAUGGCAGCGCAGCCUAGUUGGUUGGUGAAAGAUGCGCCUUGGGAUGAAGUCCCACUUGCUCACUCCCUGGUGGGUUUUGCCACUGCUUAUGACUUCUUGUACAACUAUCUGAGCAAGACACAACAGGAGAAGUUUCUUGAAGUGAUUGCCAAUGCCUCAGGCUAUAUGUAUGAAACUUCAUACCGGAGAGGAUGGGGCUUUCAGUACCUGCACAAUCACCAGCCCACCAACUGCAUGGCUUUACUCACAGGAAGCCUCGUUCUCAUGAAUCAAGGGUACCUUCAAGAGGCCUACUUGUGGACCAAACAAGUUCUGACCAUCAUGGAGAAAUCGCUGGUCCUGCUCCGAGAGGUGACGGAUGGCUCCCUCUAUGAAGGAGUUGCCUAUGGCAGCUAUACCACCAGAUCGCUCUUCCAGUACAUGUUUCUUGUUCAGAGACACUUUGACAUCAACCACUUCGGCCAUCCAUGGCUUAAGCAACACUUUGCCUUUAUGUAUAGAACCAUCUUGCCAGGAUUUCAAAGAACAGUGGCUAUUGCAGACUCAAAUUACAACUGGUUUUAUGGUCCAGAAAGCCAGUUGGUGUUCCUGGAUAAAUUUGUCCUGCGUAAUGGCAGUGGAAACUGGCUGGCUGACCAGAUCAGGAGGAACCGAGUGGUGGAAGGACCAGGAACACCGUCCAAAGGACAGCGCUGGUGCACUCUGCACACAGAGUUCCUCUGGUACGAUGCCAGCUUAAAAUCGGUUCCUCCUCCAGAUUUUGGCACCCCUGUGUUGCAUUACUUUGAAGACUGGGGUGUUGUGACUUAUGGAAGUGCACUGCCUGCAGAAAUCAAUAGAUCCUUCCUAUCCUUCAAGUCGGGAAAACUUGGGGGACGUGCAAUAUAUGACAUUGUUCACAACAACAAAUAUAAAGAUUGGAUCAAAGGAUGGCGAAAUUUUAAUGCAGGACACGAACAUCCAGACCAAAACUCGUUCACUUUUGCUCCCAAUGGCAUGCCUUUUAUUACCGAGGCUCUCUACGGGCCAAAGUACACCUUCUUAAACAAUGUUGUGAUGUUUUCCCCUGCUGUGUCCAAGAGCUGCUUUUCUCCCUGGGAGGGUCAGGUCACAGAAGACUGUUCAUCAAAAUGGUCAAAAUACAAACAUGACCAGGCAGCUAGCUGUCAGGGGAGAGUGGUAGCAGCCAUGGAGAAAGAUGGGGUGGUUUUCAUCCGAGGAGAAAGUGCGGGAGCCUAUAACCCUCAGCUGAACUUGAAGAACAUUCAGAGAAAUCUGAUCCUCCUGCAUCCACAACUUCUCCUCCUCGUGGACCAAAUCCACUUGGGAGAGGAGAGCCCCGUGGAGACAGCAGCGAGUUUCUUCCACAAUGUGGAUGUGCCUUUUGAGGAGACACUCGUGGAUGGGGUCCACGGGGCUUUCAUCAGACAGCGUGAUGGCCUCUAUAAAAUGUACUGGAUGGACGAUACUGGCUACAGUGAGAAAGCAACCUUGGCCUCAGUGACAUACCCUCGAGGAUAUCCCUACAAUGGGACCAACUAUGUGAACGUCACCAUGCACCUCCGAAGUCCCAUCACGCGGGCAGCUUACCUCUUCAUAGGGCCAUCUGUAGAUGUGCAGAGCUUUAAUAUCCACGGGGACACUCGGCGACUCGAUGUGUUCAUAACUUCCAGUGAACAUGCCUAUGUGGUUUACCUGUGGACAGGUGAGACCACAGGACAGUCUGCCUUUAUACAGGUCAUUGCAGAUCGUCAGAAGAUUCUGUUUGACCAGAAUUCAGCCAUCAAGAGCACCCCUCUCCCCGAGGUGAAGGACUAUGCUGCUAUCGUGGAAAGGAACUUGCAGCAUUUUAAGCCAGUGUUCCAAUUACUGGAGAAGCAGAUCCUUUCUCGAGUUCGGAACACAGCUAGCUUUAGGAAGACUGCUGAGCGCCUCCUGAGGUUCUCCGAUAAGAGGCAGACUGAGGAGGCCAUCGACAGGAUCUUCGCCAUAUCGCAGCAGCAGCAGCAACAGCAGCAGCAACAACAAAGCAGACUAAAGAAAAGCCAAAGGGCAGGCAAACGCUAUAAAUUUGUGGAUGCUGUUCCUGAUAUUUUUGCACAAAUUGAAGUCAAUGAAAAAAAGAUUCGCCAGAAAGCUCAGAUUUGGGCCCAGAAAGAAGUGCCCAUAGAUGAAGAUGAAGAAAUGAAAGACCUUUUAGAUUUUGCAGAUGUAACGUAUGAAAAACACAAAAGUGGAGGUCAGCUGAACGGCCAUGUGGGACAGGCACGGAUGGUGACAGCUUCUCACAGCCGAGUGCCGUCCCUCUCUGCGUCAUACACCAGACUGUUUUUGGUUCUGAACAUUGCAAUUUUCUUUGUCAUGUUAGCAAUGCAACUGACUUAUUUCCAGAGGGCCCAGAGCCUCCAUGGCCAAAGAUGUCUCUAUGCGGUCCUUCUCAUUGAUAGCUGUAUUCUAUUGUGGUUGUACUCUUCUUGUUCCCAGUCCCAGUGCUAGCACUGAAGCUAUCCAUGGCUCGAUCAUUUAAUG